Zootoca vivipara (common lizard) is the source of this 1752-nucleotide messenger RNA. Its product is annotated as prostaglandin G/H synthase 2. Gene Ontology annotation, molecular function: heme binding; peroxidase activity; prostaglandin-endoperoxide synthase activity. Gene Ontology annotation, cellular component: neuron projection; cytoplasm. Gene Ontology annotation, biological process: response to oxidative stress; cyclooxygenase pathway. The record is from RefSeq and is a predicted model, not a curated record. NCBI's taxonomy places the organism in Eukaryota, Metazoa, Chordata, Lepidosauria, Squamata, Lacertidae.
CCUUGCUGCUCAAAUCCAUGCCAAAACAGAGGAAUCUGCAUGACAACAGGAUUUGACCAUUAUGAAUGUGACUGUACGCGGACUGGUUAUCAUGGGGAAAACUGCACUACACCGGAAUUCUUUACUUGGCUGAGAGCGACUCUGAAACCCGCUCCAGCCACAGUCCACUACCUACUCACUCACUUCAAAGCAGUCUGGGAUGUAAUAAACAACACCCCUUUCCUCCAGAACACCAUCAUGAGAUAUCUCCUGAUAACAAGGUCCCAUUUAAUAGAGAGCCCACCAACGUAUAACAGCCGUUAUGGUUACAAAAGCUGGGAAGCCUAUUCAAACCUUUCUUACUAUACCAGAGUACUUCCGCCGGUAGACCACAACUGCCCUACCCCUAUGGGUGUGAAAGGCAAGAAGGAACUUCCAGAGUCUAAGCUCGUUGUGGAGAAAGUUCUGCUUAGGAGAAAAUUUAUUCCCUCCCCUCAAGGCACAAAUAUCAUGUUUGUGUUCUUCGCUCAGCACUUCAACCACCAGUACCUCAGUACAGAAAAGGACAAAGGGCCAGCCUUCACAAAAGCUGUUGGACAUGGGGUUGAUCUAAAUCAUAUCUAUGGAAAUAAUUUGGAUAGGCAGAUGAAACUCAGACUGUUUAAGGAUGGGAAGCUGAAAUUUCAGGUGAUCAAUGGAGAGGUGUACCCGCCCACAGUGAAAGAAACUCAGGCAGAAAUGAUCUACCCACCACAUGUCCCUGAGCACCUGAAAUUUUCUGUAGGGCAAGAGGUCUUUGGUUUGGUUCCGGGGCUGAUGAUGUACGCCACGUUAUGGCUCCGGGAACACAACCGGGUCUGUGACAUUCUGAAGGGUGAGCAUCCGGAAUGGGAUGAUGAGCAGCUGUUCCAAACUGCACGCCUGAUCUUAACAGGAGAGACCAUCAAGAUUGUGAUUGAAGACUACGUUCAGCACCUGAGUGGCUACCACUUCAAGUUGAAGUUUGACCCAGAGCUGCUCUUCAACCAGAGAUUCCAGUAUCAGAACAGAAUAGCGGCAGAAUUCAACACCCUUUACCACUGGCACCCUCUCCUCCCUGAUACCUUCCAGAUUCAUGACCAAGAGUACACAUACCAGCAGCUCAUUUAUAACAACUCCAUCAUGUUAGAACAUGGUCUUUCCCACAUGGUGGAAUCCUUCUCCAAGCAAAGGGCUGGAAGGGUAGCUGGUGGGCGGAAUGUCCCUACCGCGAUGCAGACAGUAGCUAAAGCCUCCAUUGAUCGAAGCAGGCAGAUGAGAUUCCACUCCUUGAAUGAGUAUCGGAAGCACUUUAUGCUGAAGCCCUUUCAGUCAUUUGAAGAGCUCACAGGAGAAAAAGAAAUGGCCGCAGAACUUGAAGAACUCUAUGGGGAUAUUGAUGCUAUGGAGUUUUACCCAGCCCUUCUUGUAGAAAAACCAUAUCCUGGAGGUAUAUUUGGUGAGAACAUGAUAGAAAUUGGGGCACCGUUCUCCUUGAAAGGUCUCAUGGGAAAUUUCAUCUGCUCACCAGAGUACUGGAAGCCCAGCACCUUUGGGGGCAAAGUUGGCUUUGACAUAGUGAACACAGCCUCCAUCCAGAACCUUAUCUGCAACAAUGUGGAGGGCUGUCCUCUCGUGGCUUUCCACGUCAUAAACCCAGCAACAGCAGCAACAAAUAACACCAGCACCUCCAGCACAGCAAGAGUCGAGACUGGCCAACCAGUACGAUCAAAAGAACAAUUUGCUGAACUAUAG